AGGGCCUGGGGACUCGUCUGAGCUCGCCUUAAGCGGACAUGCCUCAUCGACGCCCACAUGGUCGGCAUCUUCGCCGAGGCCACCCAAGGAACUGUAUGCAGUAUGAGGGCGGGAUUGGCCGCUGGACUCUGAGGUUCCAAACCGCAGGUCUUGAGACGGGCUUCAUGCUUUCAAGGAGGCAGCGGCUGACCGAAUGGACGUCCGCCACGAUGGCCUGGCUGCUCAUCCUGUGCAUUGGCAUUUCUCUAGCGCACCGAAUCUGGUAUUUUGACCAGGCCGUCACAGAUGCGGCGAUCAAGUUGAGACAAUGGCAGGCGAUUAUUUUCUAUAGCGGCACGGGGUUGUUGGCAGUGAUGUUGAUCGCGGCAAAGGUGGUAGACCGCGGUCACGUGUCACCCCGAGCGGCAGUGUUGUACAUGGAGUUCACCACGCCCCUUGCGAGUAUUGUUUGCAUGUUGAUGACGAUCGGUUGCAGCCGCUACUAUCUCACGAGAAUGUUGGGAUACGACGAUCCCGCCGCAGCGUUGGGUUUCGAUCUUGGGCACAUCGACGGCCUGAACCUGAUCUCCAUCAACCUGUGUGCGUCGUUCGCGCACCUGUCUCCCGUCCGCUGGGUGUUCCUGCUCCCGCUGGAGAUUGCGCUGGUGCUGGUGUUCGAGCUGCCGGUGCUCGUGUGGGGCAGCCCUUCCCCGCAGGCGACCCCGCUCUUCCUGCUCUGUGCGGUGUGGCUGGCCCUCCUGGCCGCCGCCGGGAAGCGGCACAGCGAGCUGCAGGACCGGUUGCUCUUCCGGAGCCUGCUGUCCGAGAAGACGCGGAGGUUCGAGGCCGAGCACGAGCUCGCCAGGCGGCAGGAGCCGACCGCCGCCACAGAUGUGUCGGGCACCUCCGCGACGGGCUCCCGCCCGGAGACGACGGCCACGGCGCGAGCGUUCGACGUGGAGUGCGGUGGCGGCCUGGCGAGGAUCCGCGACAUCGGCAUCCGAGAGCAGUGGCUGAUCGAAGACACAGAGAUCAGGGCGCUGCCAGACCGAGUUCUCGGCAGAGGCGGCUUUGGCGUCGUGUUCGAGGCGCUCUACCACGACACGCCCGUGGCCCUGAAGGCGCCCAGGAGCGACCUCGAGGCGAGUCUGGUCCAGCAGAUGCUCCCCGCGCUCUGCAACGAGCUGCGGAUCAUGCGCCGGCUCCGGCACCCCAACAUCGUGUCCCUCUACGGCGCCAUCAUGGACGACAGGUUCGAGCGACUCCGCCUCGUGCUGGAGCUCGUCGACGGCGUGUCGCUGCGGCACUCCAUCCAGCCGCCGAGCGCCGAGGGCCGCGAUGGCGAGGGGCGGGGGCCGAGGCUCCAGCUCCGCGAGCGGACGCGAGUCGUGUUCGACAUCCUGGGCGCGCUGCGCUACCUACACUCGCGGACCCCAGCAAUCGUCCACGGCGACCUGAAGGACGGAGACUCCAACAUAUUCGUGCAGCAGGUGUGCGUCCAUGGCGACACCGUGACGCACGCGAAGCUGCUGGACUUCGGCUUGGCGCGCCUGCUCACUCGCUCGGCGGUGCCUCUGGGGGGCACCACGCGGUGGAGGGCCCCAGAGCUGUUUGUGCAGGACAUCCGGCCAGACCCAGCAGCGGACGUGUACUCGUUCGGCCUGCUCAUGUUCUUCAUCUCGACCGGGGCGACGCCCUUCGAGGGCGUCGCCUCCAACGAGCUGGCCCGAAGAAGACAUCCCGAAGACGGCCGCUCUUUCUAUCCUGGCCUGAUGGCCCCAGCGACUUGCAUAGCAUGCAGUGCUGGUGCAUCGCGUCGGUGGAGCGGUGCACGCAGGUGUGGCCAGAGCAGCGGCCGACCGUUCAGGCUGUGCGUCAUGAGCUCGAUCGAAGUCUCGACAUCCUGCGCCGGGCCUCAGCUCGAGGAAGGAAAGACUGCACAAACAUAGCUGUCGGAGCUGCGCGCGGAUUCGUUGGAUCUGGG
Messenger RNA from Prorocentrum cordatum, 1963 nucleotides. NCBI's taxonomy places the organism in Eukaryota, Dinophyceae, Prorocentrales, Prorocentraceae. The record is from the annotation of a GenBank genome assembly.